UCCUCUCUCUCUCUCUCUCUCGGUUAUUGCCCUUAUCUUACCUUCAAGGUUCAAGCCAUUAAAACUUGCCCCUCGUAUCUUUCUUGUACACUACCCCUUUUUCUGUUUCACUCCCGAUUUACCAGGAUUGUUAGUUGUGAGUUGCGACGAUCUCUCUCUGGCUCCUAUAAAGCAUAUACCAAAGCGCUCCUCUCUCUCUCACUCUAAAAAUCAAAACUGAAAUCAAGUUGCUUUCCCAAUGGGCACCAGAGGAGCCCUCACUCUUGCUUCUUUCUUUCUCUCUCUAUUCCUUCUCCUGCGUUCUUCUUCUUCAGCUUUUGAUCUUAGCCUCCCUUCAGAGGCGAGUUUUCCGCGUCCUCAUGCAGAGAAAUUGAUAAGGGAAUUGAACCUCUUACCCUCUGUUGCAGAGCCUGAGCCUCAUGAAGUGGGGGCUUCUAUGCCACGCCUUGUAGAGAAGAGGUUCGUAUGGCCUGGAAUUGUGGGGGAUGCUGUGUCUGUUGAAGAGCUAGGUCACCAUGCCGGAUACUACAGCCUUCAGCACACUCAUGCUGCCAAGAUGUUCUACUUCUUCUUUGAAUCCCGGGGUAGCAAGGACGAUCCUAUUGUCAUAUGGUUGACUGGAGGUCCUGGAUGCAGCAGCGAGUUAGCGGUUUUUUACGAAAAUGGGCCAUUCAGUAUAGCAAAGAACUUAUCCCUUUUGUGGAAUGACUAUGGUUGGGACAAGAUGUCAAAUCUUAUAUAUGUCGACCAACCAACUGGAACUGGUUUUAGCUACACCACAGACAAAAGAGACCUUCGCCACAAUGAGAAAGGAGUCAGUGAUGAUCUAUAUGACUUCUUGCAGGCCUUCUUCAAGGAACAUCCUCAGUAUGCAAAGAAUGAUUUGUUUAUUACUGGUGAGUCAUAUGCAGGACAUUACAUUCCGGCAUUUGCUAGUCGUGUUCACCAAGGAAACAAAGCUAAAGAAGGUAUUCAUAUAAAUUUGAAGGGAUUUGCAAUCGGUAAUGGACUCACAGACCCUGCCAUUCAGUACAGAGCAUAUACUGAUUAUGCUCUUGAAAUGGGACUCAUCCAAGAAUCCGACUAUAAGAGAAUUAAUAGGUUCCUACCAGCAUGUGAAUUGGCGAUAAAACUCUGCGGAACUCAGGGGACCAUCUCCUGCCUAGCAUCAUAUCUGGUUUGCAACUCCAUCUUUAAUUCAAUCAUGGGGAUUGUCGGAAAAACAAAUUACUAUGACAUAAGGAAGCAGUGUGAAGGGAGCCUUUGCUAUGAUUUCUCGAAUAUGGAGAAAUUUUUAAAUAAGAAAUCUGUUAGGGAUGCUCUUGGAGUUGGGGAUAUCCAAUUUGUGUCAUGUAGCCCCACUGUUUAUGAAGCCAUGCUUACAGACUGGAUGAGGAACCUUGAAGUUGGUAUCCCUGCACUACUAGAGGAUGGAGUCAAGUUGCUUGUGUAUGCUGGCGAAUAUGACCUUAUAUGCAAUUGGCUUGGAAAUUCGCGAUGGGUGCAUUCCAUGGAAUGGUCAGGUCAGCAGCAGUUUGUUGCGUCAUCCACUAUUCCUUUCGUGGUUGAUGGCUCAGAAGCAGGACAAUUAAAAACCUAUGGGAAUCUAAGUUUCCUUAAGGUUCAUGAUGCCGGUCACAUGGUUCCAAUGGAUCAGCCCAAGGCUGCUCUGGAGAUGUUGAAAAGAUGGAUUCAUGGGCACAUGGCUGAAGAUGGAAAAGUGCGUUUGGUUGCUGAUUUCUAAGUAUUUUGGAGCUCCGAAAUGGAGUAUGUUUGUGAACUGAAUUCCUUGGGACAGGCGCAUGUUUCCACUCUCAAUAUUUAAAAAAAAAGGGACAGUGGACUGGAUGUAUGUAAAUAUUUUCUAAAUAGUGGUCUGUGCUUUGCAAGUUCUAGUGGUACUGCGAUUUUCCUCC
Messenger RNA from Amborella trichopoda, 1916 nucleotides. Its product is annotated as serine carboxypeptidase-like. Gene Ontology annotation, molecular function: serine-type carboxypeptidase activity. The record is from RefSeq and is a predicted model, not a curated record. NCBI's taxonomy places the organism in Eukaryota, Viridiplantae, Streptophyta, Magnoliopsida, Amborellales, Amborellaceae. Gene Ontology annotation, cellular component: vacuole. Gene Ontology annotation, biological process: proteolysis.